AGGAUCUCAAACACUUAUCCUGCAAACAGCGAGCUCACCCUUGGACUCUUCCGCACUCUUCUGCUCUGCUAAAACAUCUUGAGCUCAUGGCGAUGCACAAGCGGAUCCUGCGAGCUCUCGGGAACGUCCCGACGCGGCGGAACCUCUUCGGGCCGGUGGAUCGCGAGCAGCUCCAGCUGGAGUACCGCGACGCUCUGAGGAAGGACCUGGAGGAAGCAUCCCGCCGCUGGAGCUUCGACUUCGUCUCGGAGACACCUCUGGAGGGCGGAGACUUCCUGUGGGAGGGCGUGUCCGGGGAAAAGGUGCCCGUCUUGUACCGCGCCGGUCAGGAGGGCAAGCAUCCGCGGCUGCGCGUGGGUAAAGAGAACAUCCCCAGAACCCCAGAGAGAUUCAACGCUGUCCCGCGGGACGUGGAGAAAACGCCAGAAAAGAGUACAGAGCUGAAGAGGAAGCAGACGAGUAUCACGGGUGAGAUGGGCGGAGCCAAACAGAGAUGAGAUUCACAGAUGAAUCUCAAAAAUCUGUAGAAAAUUAAGAUUUCUACCAGGCGAAGAAGAGAGUGGUGGUCACACCCCGCAAAUCAGGACAAUAACACACGCGCACACACACACACACACACGCACACACACACACACACACACACACACACACGCACAGACUCAGGAACGCUAGUGUGUCUCGUCGGGACUCGUCUCCUCAUAACACGAACACACGAGAACUGACGUAAACCACCGCUUCUUCUCACUAGAUCUUCUGUUUUUCCACACUGUCAUCUCCCUUCAUCCUUUCAAGAACUCUAAACAAUUAUUUAUAGCAGUUUUCCGUCGCGGUCGCGCUGUUUGAUCGGUGCCGGGGUCAUGGACGGAAUCAAGAAACACACAACAGACUGUUCCAGAACUUAGUUUCCAUCUUCAAUCAUGUUUUUUUGAAUGUUAUUCAUUAAUAUGACAUUGUUUCUCUGUCAUUCCUCUUCCUGUUUAUAUGUUUGCAUGUCAACAGUUAACAUUUAUACAAAUUUACGUUUAAGAAAAUGUGUUAAAAUCCUUUUAAAUCCAGUAGGAUUUGUGUGGAGGGGCGAAAAGAUUCUGGAAAAAUUCAGAAUUUGACUCUUUAGUGGGACCACAAAAUUUAAUUACGAACAACACAACACUGAUAUUUUUCGGUGUGCAUGUAUACAAAUGUAUUGCUUCAUUGCACAGUACUUGUAGCUAAUUUUAACUAACGUUUGGUGCCAACGUUUGUUUUGUUUUUUACACAUAAAAAUUCUUUAUAAUUCAAACCCUGUGGAUUUUCUCACACCACUCUCGUAAAGGAGCUGCAAUUACGUUUUUACAAUGUAGAUUUAUUUAAGUAAACGCUUGGCGUCGUUUGUGAAACACGAGCUGAAUGAAGUCUCUGCAGAUUCUUUGUAAAUUGCGUUAAAUUUAGUGCGGGAGUUAGUGCAUGAAUGUUUAAACGAAGAAUUUGCAGAGAAAUUUGUUCUGCUUGCGUUCCGUGAACGCAGCUACAGCAUAUUUACAAACACUCUCAGUUUUACUUGUAGUCAUGGAAAUACAAGUAACAUCUCAUUAACGUUUGUUUGAAAUUAACGGAAUCACAGAUAUGAACACUAAGCUUUCUACGUGCACUAAUUGAGUGUUGGAUAUGUUAAGUUUCAGCAAACAUUCACUGAAUCCGUUCUUGCUCUGUAAUGGUUCUCAUAUCUUGAUACUUGUAGAUUUCUGCGACCUGUCUGUAAAUAUCCUUUUAAUAUCCAGAUUAUUCGCCGUUGAUGGAGAAUUGCACUUGUUAUUUUGAGUAUUGUAGCUUGCACAUGUCUGUUUUUGCUAAAGAGCUCAGAAUAUAUGCUGUAUUUAUUUUACGGAUAAAUAUUGUAUUGUAGAUUGACAUUUAAUUGUUCUUGUAAUAAAGCCGUUUAUGAAGAGAAACUCUGGUGUGUGCGAUUGAUUUGUACAAAUAAAUCGUUCCCCUAAAUAUUCAAUCUGUUGAUUCUAAAUAAAAAAUAAAUUGUGCGGACACUACUUGUGUGUUGAGAGAACAUUCAAAUUUAACAAUCAAACGUCAAAAAUAAAAUUUAAUAUUUCAUAAAUUAAUGGGAAAGUUUAGAGCAUGUUUUUGUUAGUUGGGUACUUGGUUUCUGCUGCUGCGUUACGGAUGUGGUGCUAAUCGACCAUUUCUCUGGAUUUGUAUGUGAAUUAUAUCGGUCUCAAGCUAACA
This is a messenger RNA of Sinocyclocheilus grahami, 2217 nucleotides long. RefSeq names its product cyclin-dependent kinase inhibitor 1-like. The record is from RefSeq and is a predicted model, not a curated record. NCBI's taxonomy places the organism in Eukaryota, Metazoa, Chordata, Actinopteri, Cypriniformes, Cyprinidae. Bases 87 to 497 code for a protein of 136 amino acids. The transcript has 3 exons. Gene Ontology annotation, molecular function: cyclin-dependent protein serine/threonine kinase inhibitor activity. Gene Ontology annotation, cellular component: cyclin-dependent protein kinase holoenzyme complex; nucleus. Gene Ontology annotation, biological process: DNA damage response; signal transduction by p53 class mediator; negative regulation of cyclin-dependent protein serine/threonine kinase activity.